Messenger RNA from Capsella rubella, 1520 nucleotides. RefSeq names its product lysine histidine transporter 2. Bases 40 to 1365 code for a protein of 441 amino acids. NCBI's taxonomy places the organism in Eukaryota, Viridiplantae, Streptophyta, Magnoliopsida, Brassicales, Brassicaceae. Gene Ontology annotation, cellular component: plasma membrane. The transcript has 7 exons. The record is from RefSeq and is a predicted model, not a curated record.
CCAAACAAACAGUAGUAUCUCUGGAGAAUCAAGAAAAAGAUGGGUAUUAAUGAGAUGUCGGCGAGUGAGAUAGCCGCGGCGAAGCAGAAGAGCGUCGACGAUUGGUUACCCAUCACAUCCUCCAGAAACGCCAAGUGGUGGUACUCUGCUUUUCACAAUGUUACAGCCAUGGUUGGUGCUGGUGUUCUCAGCUUGCCCUACGCCAUGUCUAAUCUCGGAUGGGGACCUGGAGUGACGUUGAUGGUUCUGUCAUGGCUGAUAACUUUGUACACACUGUGGCAAAUGGUGGAGAUGCAUGAGAUUGUUCCGGGGAAGAGGCUUGAUAGAUAUCACGAGCUUGGCCAACACGCUUUUGGUGAAAAGCUUGGCCUUUGGAUCAUUGUGCCUCAACAGCUUAUCGUAGAGGUCGGUGUAGACAUCGUUUAUAUGGUCACCGGAGGAGCCUCGCUCAAGAAAGUUCAUAAUCUACUCUGCUCUGAUUGCAAAGAUAUCAGAACUACUUAUUGGAUCAUGAUCUUUGCUUCCAUCCAUUUCGUUAUCUCUCACCUUCCCAAUUUCAACUCCAUCUCCAUCAUCUCACUCGCCGCUGCUGUUAUGUCCUUAACUUACUCAACUAUAGCUUGGGCUGCAUCGGUGCACAAAGGGGUUCAUCCAGAUGUUGACUACUCACCUAGAGCCUCGACCGAUGCUGGAAGAGUAUUCAACUUCUUGAAUGCGUUGGGAGAUGUGGCUUUUGCCUAUGCAGGUCACAACGUUGUGUUGGAGAUUCAGGCCACGAUCCCUUCGACCCCCGAGAUGCCAUCCAAGGUCCCAAUGUGGAGAGGAGUUAUUGUAGCCUACAUUGUAGUCGCCAUCUGCUACUUCCCCGUAGCAUUCCUCGGCUAUUAUAUCUUUGGAAACAGCGUUGAUGACAACGUUCUCAUCACUUUGCAGAAGCCUAUAUGGCUCAUCGCUAUGGCUAACAUGUUCGUGGUUGUCCAUGUCAUUGGAAGCUAUCAGAUAUUUGCAAUGCCCGUGUUUGACAUGCUCGAAACCUUCUUGGUUAAAAAGAUGGAUUUCGAUCCUUCCUUCAAGCUCCGCUUCAUCACCCGAAGCCUUUACGUCGCUUUCACGAUGAUCGUUGCGAUUUGUGUCCCCUUUUUUGGUGGACUACUCGGCUUUUUUGGAGGAUUCGCCUUUGCCCCAACAACCUACUACCUUCCAUGCAUUAUUUGGCUAACUCUCAAGAAGCCAAAGAAGUUUAGUCUAUCUUGGACAAUUAACUGGUUCUGCAUCGUAGUAGGAGUUCUUUUGACGAUCCUAGCCCCAAUUGGUGGACUUAGAACCAUCAUAGUCAACGCCAAGACCUACAAGUUCUUCUCUUAGAUCGAUCACUCUUUGUAGCACACAAACAAAGAAAUAAAAUCACGGGCCUGUCUAAUUUUAUGCGACUGUCCGUGGAAGUAAUGUUAAGUUUUCCUCAUUGUAGUUAAAGACGCAUAAGUUUUGUUAUGCUUGGUUUCGUUUGAUAUUAAACUAUG